CAGAGAGCCGCGUCCCUUUGCCGUGGCUACCGGAGAUGCGCUCCGCAGGGCCUACCGGCGGGAGCUUCCGGGACGGGGCACGGCCGCCGGAAGUGCGUGGCCGCCGGGGCCAUGGCGGCGCUCAGCGUCGUCUGGCUGCUGCUGGUAGCUGCGUGCUGGCCGCCCGCCUCGGCUUCAGGAGAAGAGUUCUGGCCCGGCCAGUCGGCGGCGGAUAUCCUGUCAGGGGCGGCGUCCCGCCGACGGUACCUUCUGUAUGAUGUCAACCCUCCAGAAGGCUUCAAUCUCCGCAGGGACGUCUACAUCCGUGUUGCCUCCCUGCUGAAGACACUGCUGAAGACCGAGGAGUGGGUGCUUGUCUUGCCCCCAUGGGGCCGCCUCUACCAUUGGCAAAGUCCUGACAUCCAUCAGGUCCGGAUUCCCUGGUCAGAGUUUUUUGAUCUUCCAAGUCUCAAUAAAAACAUCCCCGUCAUUGAGUACGAGCAGUUCAUUGCAGAGUCCGGUGGGCCCUUUAUUGAUCAGGUGUACGUCCUGCAAGGUUAUGCUGAGGGCUGGAAGGAGGGCACCUGGGAGGAGAAGGUGGAUGAGCGGCCCUGCAUUGAUCCGCUGCUGUAUUCGCAGGACAAGCACGAGUAUUACAGAGGCUGGUUUUGGGGCUAUGAAGAAACCCGGGGUCUGAAUGUCUCCUGCCUGUCUGUCCAGGGGUCAGCUUCCAUUGUUGCACCCGUGCUUUUGAAAAACACUUCUGCUCGGUCUGUGAUGUUGGACCGAGCUGAAAACCUGCUUCAUGACCACUAUGGUGGCCGAGAGUACUGGGAUACCCGGCGCAGCAUGGUGUUUGCCAAGCACUUGCGGGCCGUGGGAGAUGAGUUCAGAAGCCAGCACCUGAACUCUACUGAUGCUGCUGAUAAAGUGGUCCUGGAAGAAGACUGGACGCAGAUGAAGGUCAAGUUGGGCUCGGCGCUAGGUGGCCCCUACCUUGGAGUCCACCUGAGAAGAAAGGACUUCAUCUGGGGCCACAGGGAGGAUGUGCCUAGCCUGGAGGGUGCCGUGAAGAAGAUCCGUAGCCUCAUGAAGACUUACCAGCUGUCCAGGGUGUUUGUGGCCACAGAUGCCAUCAGGAAGGAACAGGAAGAGCUGAGGAAGCUGCUUCCGGAAAUGGUGCGCUUUGAGCCCACCUGGGAGGAGCUGGAACUGUACAAGGACGGAGGCGUGGCCAUCAUCGACCAGUGGAUCUGCGCACAUGCCAGGUUUUUUAUUGGCACCUCAGUCUCCACAUUUUCUUUUCGGAUUCAUGAAGAAAGAGAAAUCCUGGGGUUGGACCCCAAGACGACGUACAAUCGGUUUUGUGGAGACCAAGAGAAAGUAUGUGAGCAACCCACGCACUGGAAGAUAGCGUACUGAGGGCCGCCAAUCCAUCUGCCACCUGCCAACCAUUCGGUCCCAGGGUCCCAGAGGGGGCUUCCACUUGGGGCACCAUAUUUAAUGCCCCUGCGGCUCCUUUAUGUCUGAGCCGACAUCUGCUUGUGGCCAGGCUCUGCCACCUCCAGGGUUUGCAGUUGUGUCUUCUGUCAAGACCUGUGAAGCCAUGUCACCAUCACAGACACCACAUAUGUGCUGGUCCAAAAAUGCAAGGAGCAUCUGUCAGCCCUGCAUUGGUCUUUCUGUCACCUUCUUGAGCAAGUUGAGAGGCCAGUUGAGGGGCUGCUCCUUCAGUGUCCUUCAGAUGGACACUGGUUCCUGAGACACCGGUGCAGUACUGGUCAUCCCACACAUUCCAGUGUUACCAGAGGCUGGGUCCUGCCCCUCCCCCUGCACUGUACUCCAGAGGUGGAGGUUUAAGACCCUGAUUUUAUCAGAGUUCUGGGACCCUCAGGGUGUCUGGUGGACCUGGCCAGCAAUUCACUCACCUCACCUUUUGGUGGACACGUGGGUCCCUAGGCCUGUUGCACACUGCUGAGAAAUAGAAUUGAGAAGUGACAGUCAUAUCCUUCAAAAGACAACAUCCUAGGCUUCACGCUGCACUGUGCGGUCACCUUGGGAGGCAGAGUCAACACAGCCUUGGCCUGGGAAACCCCAGGCCCUUGACCCGGUACUCCUGGGAAUACCUCCCACCCCCCAGUUCUGUGCCCUGAGAAGUCCCUUCCUUGUGCAGCCCCUGCUGACCCAGUGCACUACCUGGCUACUGCCCAGGUCUCCUUCCCAAGCACCGAAGUAGAUUCGGAGCACAGAUAGGGUCCUGUGGCUCACUCAGAGCUAGCCAGGAGGAAUCACAGGUAUUUAUUCUUUUCAUUCAUACAUCCAGUGUAUUAGUAAAAUACUUUUCUAAAAAGCUAUAAUCCUAAAAA
Nannospalax galili (Upper Galilee mountains blind mole rat) is the source of this 2345-nucleotide messenger RNA. RefSeq names its product protein O-fucosyltransferase 2 (gene Pofut2). Gene Ontology annotation, molecular function: peptide-O-fucosyltransferase activity. The transcript is spliced from 9 exons. Bases 112 to 1401 code for a protein of 429 amino acids. The record is from RefSeq and is a predicted model, not a curated record. NCBI's taxonomy places the organism in Eukaryota, Metazoa, Chordata, Mammalia, Rodentia, Spalacidae. Gene Ontology annotation, biological process: protein O-linked glycosylation via fucose.